UUCAUUUGUCGCCAUGCUCAGUCUCACACCGUAGGGGGUCAGAGGACUCAGGAGUUUGCAGGUCGCCUUGCUGCUGCAGAGGGCGGCGCUGUCCCGGCAGGUGAUUCCUGGAGCUACAAGGCAAAUUUUUAUGAUUUCUGUCUUCUGACUAUUCCUUGUUGUGACUUCAGUUUCAAUGCCGUCCUCAAAGAAACAGAGAAGCUCAAAGAAACAGAAAAUGAGCAAAUUCCGGUUCAAACUGAAAUAUGUUUUACAGGGACCAGUAACAUUCAAGGAUAUUACUGUGGAAUUCUCCCCAGAGGAAUGGCAGUUACUGGAUGCUGCUCAAAGAACCCUGUACAAGGAUGUGAUGCAGGAGAACUAUAGACUUCUAAUUUCAGUAGGCUAUGGGCUAAGUAAGCCAACUGCAGUCUUCAAGUUGAAGCAAGGAAAAGAGCCAUGGAUAUUAGAAAUCAAAUGUCCACGUCAGAAAAAACCUGAAGACAUAUGGAAAAGUCAUGAUCUUGGAGCAAAACACCAGAAAAAUCAACCUGAAAACUCAAGGAAUAAGGAGCACACGAAACCUCAGAAAAUUAAUUGGACAGAACAAACUCAUAAAUGUAAUGAAUGUGGAAAGUUUUUCUACCAGAAGACCGACCUCAUGGUACACAAAAAGUCCUUCUGCAAGAAGAUUGCCAAUUCAAAAGAAAAACCCAGUGACUCCAGUGGGAAGUCUGUCCCUAAUAAUGGAAACCUUACAACAUAUCAGGAAACUCACAGUAGAGAGAAAAACUAUGAAUGUAAAGAAUGUAAGAAAAAAUUCUACCAUCUCUCAUCUCUCAGUAGACAUUUGAGAACUCAUGCAGGGGAGAAACCCUAUGAAUGCAAUCAGUGUGAAAAGUCCUUCUAUCAGAAGCCACACCUGAUGGAACAUCAGAAAACACACACAGGAGAGAAACCUUUUAAAUGUGAUGAAUGUGGGAAAUUUUUUUAUGUUAAAGCAUACCUCAUGGUGCAUCAAAAAACACACACAGGGGAGAAGCCAUAUGAAUGUGACGAUUGUGGAAAAUCUUUUUCCCAGAAAUCACAUCUGACAGUACAUCAACGAACACAUACCGGGGUGAAACCUUAUAAGUGUAAGGAAUGUGGAAAAUUGUUCACUAGAAAUUCACACCUCAAAACACACCAGAGAACUCACACAGGAGAAAAACCCUACGAAUGUAAGGAAUGUGGGAAAUGCUUCUAUCAGAAGUCAGCACUUACAGUACAUCAGCGAACUCACACAGGGGAGAAACCCUUUGAAUGUAAUAAAUGUGGAAAAAACUUUUACUAUAAAUCAGAUCUCACUAAACAUCAGAGGAGACACACAGGGGAGAAGCCCUAUGAGUGUGAAGAAUGCGGUAAAUCUUUCUCUGUGAAUUCAGUCCUCAGGUUACAUCAAAGGACUCACACAGGAGAGAAACCCUACGAAUGUAAGGAAUGUGGGAAAUCCUUCUCUCAGAAGUCACAUUUUAUCAUACAUGAGAGAAAGCACACAGGGGUGAAGCCCUAUGAAUGUCAGGAGUGUAAAGAAACUUUUAGCCUCAAAUCAAAACUCACUGCACAUCAGAAGUCACAUACAAAGGGGAAAAGUUCAUAAGUGGGAUCAAUUAGAAAAUUCUUCUGUCUGAAUUUAUCCUUCAGAACAAUCAGUUUACAGAAGACAGAAACACCCCUUAUGACUAUCACUAUCAGCCAAAAUCUCUCCUCACUAAAAGGAAAUAUCCAGAGAAGUUCUGUAAACCUGUAAAAGAAAAAUUUUUAUCCUAUGUCAGACAACAUAGAUGGCAGUUGCUGUGCCAAUUGUAAAACAUGAAGGAAAUCUUUCAGAAGUCACAGUUUAUUGUACAAUCUAAAAAUCACAGAGAAAAAUCCCAUUAGUGGAAUGAGUGUCAGGAACUUUUUUGGUCAGUACAACACCCAAAGGUUCACAUGAGUGAUAAACUCUUAUCUGUAUUCUCAGCACUCAGAAAGCUUUAUACAACAUUUGGACUCAUAUAAGGUGAUCAAAACAUUACGGUAGACAUAAAAGCUUUUAUUAAGAAGUGAUGUUUCAAUGAAUGUCAUAUCAUUGGUACUAAGACAUAUAUAACCUUCAUGGGUAUCUUAAGUAUGAGCUUUCUAACAAAAAUUCAAGGAGAAUUUUCACCAAGGGAAACAGAUAUAUGAGAAGUCAUGUAGCAGAUCUGACUUCAAGGUGUUUUUUUUUUUUAAAGAAACCUGAAGAUUUAUAAAUAUAAAGAAAAAAAAAAAAAGCUUUCUUAAAGCUUUUUUAAAAGUGCAGAUUAACUGAGUAGUUAUGCAACAUGAUUAAACUGAAAAGUGCUUUAGUAUGUAGGUUUAGUGCAUAUGAGUGAGUUCACUUCAAAGCAUUGUAGGUGUGUGUGUGUGUGUGUGUGUAACCUAUACAUAUUUUAAUGUAGGGAAAUAUGUAACCUUAGUUCAUGACUUAAAUGUAUGAAGAUAUCUCACAUUAAGUCUCAAAUUGACUCCUAGUGUUAGUAUAAAGAAUAAAUAUUCUUUUCAAGUUG
Messenger RNA from Erinaceus europaeus (western European hedgehog), 2549 nucleotides. It is a transcript of the gene ZNF25, whose product is annotated as zinc finger protein 25. Gene Ontology annotation, molecular function: DNA-binding transcription repressor activity, RNA polymerase II-specific. Lineage: Eukaryota; Metazoa; Chordata; Mammalia; Eulipotyphla; Erinaceidae. The coding region runs from base 176 to 1618 and encodes 480 amino acids. The transcript is spliced from 6 exons. The record is from RefSeq and is a predicted model, not a curated record. Gene Ontology annotation, biological process: negative regulation of transcription by RNA polymerase II.